Porites lobata is the source of this 3024-nucleotide messenger RNA. The record is from the annotation of a GenBank genome assembly. Lineage: Eukaryota; Metazoa; Cnidaria; Anthozoa; Scleractinia; Poritidae.
AUGCUAGUUACAACGAGGGAGUCUUUAGAGUUUAUGAAGGUACAAUUUCAAGGUUACAAGAGUAUAAGGAUAAGAACAUUAGAAGAAGCCCAUGCUCAGACCUUAGUUCAGGAAUUACUUUCAAACGCCAAUUCUCUAGACUAUCGGCGAAUCACGCAAAUCUGUGGCUUUGUACCCUUAGCAAUUAAAUUAUUGUGCUCCUCAGUUUCUGAAUAUAGGGGUCAACCGAGCCAAUUCCUUGAUGAAUUCCUUCAGCACUCCGCUUCAGCGAGUAUUAUCGAGAUGUUAGACAACCCAGAUUAUCCUCCCAAUCUCAGAUUGAAAUUUCUUUUUUCCUCAUCUUUCCAAAGACUGAAUGGACAUGAACAAGAAGCACUAGUGUCGUUGAGUAUUCUCCCUGAUAAUUUCGGUAGUGAGGUUGCCGCUGCCGUUUUGGGUAAAAACACUUUUCAGACUACCAAGAUGUUGCAAAACUUUCGGAGAAAGUCACUUCUUGAUUUAGGUUUGCAAGAACAGUUCUUCACGAUGCAUAAGCUGAUUCAAACAUUUGCAAGAGAAAAGGGACUAAAUGAAAUGAAAGAUACGUUUCUAAAAUCAAAGCACCAUUUGCAUUCGUUUUACGUGUCACUGUUUGAGAGGCUUAAUGGGCAAUAUCUCACUGGUCAUUCAAUGGAGGCCUUUCUGGCAUUCUAUAAAGAUGAGCAAAGCAUUGUUCAAAGCCUGCUGGAGUCUCUUUCUGAUCCCAUUACAGCACGCGCAGUUUUUGAGGUGUUAGCAAAGGGAGAGUUAUUUCUUGAUAACCUUUAUUUCUUAGAGGGAUCAACCUUUAACAUAAUUUACGAUUCAGCAAUUGAGGCUGCAAAGAGGCUGGAGGUAAACGAGUCUUACAGUCAACUACUGGUUUCAAAGGCGUUUGGAGAAGCAUGUUGGGGACCAAAGGGAAGUACGACGCAGUUGCUUUGUAGAGCGAAGGAAACGGCGGAAUCCUCGGCCCUGCCAUUAGUUUCCAAGUCAGAACCACAAGGAAAACGUCUGUGUUAUUUAGGCAUCAACUACCUUGCUAGCUCUAAAACUGAAGAAGGAGUUCAGUAUUUGCGAGAGGCUCUUCAGUUGAUGCAUGGGAGCCCAGAUUUGGCAGUCCUUAGGCUUGUUACUCUCCAAAUUCUUAGUCAGUUUUCCCAAAUUCAAAACCAUAUGCUUGACUUGAAUCAGUUACUGUUCAGUGCAAAAAAGGAAUGCAAGGCAGUAGGAGACAUGGAUCUACUUUUGAUACCGUCAGGGAAAAGCAAAGAGAGAAAAACUGAAGUAGAAGAAAACCUGACAGACCCUAGCAUUCUUUCUAACCAUCCUCUAAGAUGGCAAGUACUUGACCUUGUAAGCAAGGCAACGAAGAACUUCAUGGAUAUUGAUACUAAGCAACAUCUUCGAAAUAUUUCUCAUAAAAUGCUGAAAGAGAUCGAAAUGAAGCAGCACGUUUCAAGCGGUCUCUUUCGUUUUCAUCGAAAUGUUAUAACCUUAUUUAAGUCAAGUGGAGACACUAAAAUUCUCCUUGAAACAAGAAUCAGUUACCAUCAAACAGCUCUCUGUCAAUGCAACGAAAAUUCUUCCGCUUACUACUUGCACAGUGAAGCUCUUGCAGCGUGUUACAUGGAUCUUGGAAACUUUCUCUCCGGGAAAAAUAGAUAUUCUGAAGCCUUUAAAGCCCAACAGCAAGCACUGGGCUUGUCAAUCCCUCUUGAGGGAGAAGAACACGCAAGCACCGCUGAUAGUUAUCAUGGGUUUGGCGUCACUCACCAUUCACUUGGAGACUUCAAAGCAGCACUAGAUUCUCUACAGCACGCACUUGAGAUCUGUCUUAAACUGUUCGGAGAAGAACACGCAAGAACCGCUAAUAGUUAUCAUGGGCUUGGCGUCACUCACCAUUCACUUGGAGACUUCAAAGCAGCACUAAAUUCUCUACAGCACGCACUUGAGAUCCGUCUUAAACUGUUCGGAGAAGAACACGCAAGCACCGCUGACAUUUAUGAUGAUCUUGGCGUCACUCACCGUUCACUUGGAGACUUCAAAGCAGCACUAGAUUCUAAAAAACACGCACUUGAGAUCCGUCUUAAACUGUUCGGAGAAGAACACGCAAGCACCGCUGAUAGUUAUCAUGGGCUUGGCGUCACGCACCAUUCACUUGGACACUUCAAAGCAGCACUAGAUUCUGAGCAGCACGCACUUGAGAUCUGUCUUAAACUGUUCGGAGAAGAACACGCAAGCACCGCUGAUAGUUAUCAUGGGCUUGGCGUCAUUCAUCGUUCACUUGGAAACUAUAAAGCAGCACUAGAUUCUGAGCAGCACGCACUUCAGAUCCGUCUUAAACUGUUUGGAGAAGAACACGCAAGCACCGCUGAUAGUUAUGAUGAGCUUGGCGUCACUCACCAUUCACUUGGAGACUUCAAAGCAGCACUAGAUUCUAAGAAACACGCACUUGAGAUCCGUCUUAAACUGUUCGGAGAAGAACACGCAAGCACCGGUGAUAGUUAUGAUGGGCUUGGCGUCACUCACCAUUCACUUGGACACUUCAAGGCAGCACUAGAUUCUCUACAGCACGCACUUGUGGUCCGUCUUAAACUGUUCGGAGAAGAACACGCAAGCACCGCUGAUAGUUAUCAUGGGCUUGGCGUCACUCACCAUUCACUCGGAGACUUCAAGGCAGCACUAGAUUCUCUACAGCACGCACUUGAGAUCCGUCUUAAACUGUUCGGAGAUGAACACGCAAGCACUGCUGAUAGUUAUCAUGGGCUUGGCCUCAUUCACCAUUCACUUGGAGACUUCAAGGCAGCACUAGAUUCUCUACAGCACGCACUUGAGAUCCGUCUUAAACUGUUCGGAGAAGAACACGCAAGCACCGCUGAUAGUUAUGAUGCCUUUUCAUUUGUUCAAGUUUGCCUUAGUGAUUUGGAGGGAGCAUUAGAGUCAGCAAAGCAUACACCUCACCUUCUGAUUGAACUGGGAGAAAAGCAGACAGGUCCUGAUUAA